Molecule: messenger RNA, 1989 nt
Organism: Rotaria socialis
Lineage: Eukaryota; Metazoa; Rotifera; Eurotatoria; Philodinida; Philodinidae
Source: the annotation of a GenBank genome assembly
AUGUCUCCAGUAUCAAUUCGUUCACCUGGCGAAGUUGUCAAUGAAGUUUACUCGCAAAAUAUUCAAUCUAUUAUUCACAUGUGUCUUGAUGCGGGCGAUGAUCCAGGUUCAAUUAUUGACGAAGUGAAAUAUGAACUUCAAAAAAUGGUCACUGAAAUGAUGGCUGAAGAUGGUGCACUACUUGAACGUAAACGAACUGAACUUGCACCAAUUCGUACUCGGUAUGAAUCACUUUAUCAUGAAUUGUAUCCCGAUAAAACUUGUCCGCAAUAUGGAAGCACAUUACCUGUUCUACUUGCAUUACGUACCUAUGUUGACGAGCAUAAAAAAUUAAAAGAAGAACAUGAAAAAUUACUUGAACGUGAAAUUGAUAUUCGACUAGAAGAAAAACGAUUAUGCAAUGAAUUAAAUGAACAUUCAUUACAAAUUGAUAAUCAAAAUUUUAUGUCUAAGCAAUUAGUUACUCAAAUGAGUCUCUUAUCAGAACAUAUUGCUGAACUACGUGAAGAAAAAUCAAAACGUCUUACUCAUUUAUCAGAAAUAUUACGAACGUUACAUGAAUUCGAAGAAGUCUAUGGAUGGAAGCGACCAAUAGUUGAAACAAUGAUUGGUCGUUUAUUAGCACUUGGACCACUUAACAUUGAUCAAUUUACUCUAACAAAAGAAGCUGUUGAACUUGUUGGCAAAGAAUUUUCUCAAAUCACUGAACAAGUCCAGAAAGCCGAAGCUCGUUUUGAACAAUCACAUAAACAGUUAGCAUCACUUAUGCGAAAACAUCAAUCAUUAAUUCCAACUAAUAAAGCUUUAUCAGCAACAAAAAUAAAACAAUGCAGAUUAUCAAAAUUACCCGAUUUGAUUGCUGAAGUUGAUCGUUAUACAGAACAUGCCUUGGAAAAAUUAACCAAUGAUAUAUUUAAAGCACGUGAACAUAUUCAUGCUAUACUCAAUAAACUUUCAUUUCAUGAUGUUACUAAUGAUUCAAAAUAUGCUAUUCUAUAUACUAAUGAUUUUACCGAAGAUAUAUAUUUUAUGCACGAAGAACUUUUACAAGAACUUGAAGCACAAUAUGAAGUUAAUAAAUCAAUGUAUGAACAAAUUGAAAUAUGGAAUGAACUUUUUCUUGAAUUUCAAGAAUUUGAAAAAAAUGCCAGCGAUCCACAACGUUUUCAUCGUCGAGGUUAUAGUGCAUUAGCAGAGGAAAAAAAUCGAAGAAGAUUAGAAGCAACAUUACGUGAUUGUGAAUUACGUCUUCAACAUCUUGCUAGUGGUUUUAUGGAAAAAAAUAAUGGCCAACCAUUUAUUAUGAGUGCUAAUGGAAAAAAAAUACCUGAUUAUAUUCAACAACGAAAAGAUGAUUAUACGAAAGCUAAAGAACGUGAACGAGAAGCAGUCAAAACUCCAUCUUCAAAAAAAAAAGCUCGCACGGAUAUCAUCGUACGCGCUCGUCCUGCUCCUCUACAGUCAGUACCUGGUAGUGAUGAAAACAAUAACAACAACGAAUAUAAUCAAUGUGCUACUACACUUUGUGCAGCAGUGCAUAAAACAUCAACUAAUUCUUCUGUCGGUCGAACACCCUUAAAAACAAAACAAUUAUCAGAAAAAACAACGAGUGUUGUAUCGAAACGUUCUAAUCCAAAUUUAACUACACGAACACCUCUUAAAAGUGUACGCCGUGUUGCUGUUAUUCCACAUUUACCAACUGGUAAAACUCCAUUGCAUAAUUCAACAAUGAAAUUACGAACGCAAAAGUUCUUGCAAACAACUAAACGUACAAAUAUGGAUCAAACAUCAUCAACUAUUGUAACACCUGUUAAACAACGUUGUCUUAACAAUCAAAUAUUUGAUGCGACUGCAAAUAUUUCAUCGAAUAAUUUAAUGACGGCUAGUGUAUCUACAGGCUUUAAAAUUUCGACGGCGAUAACACCAGGAAAACGUCACAUAGCGAAACGAGCGAUUCCGACACCAAUUCAUACUCAUAAAAAUAAAUAG